AUGGCUUCAUCGGCACACGACGAAAUGGAUGACACGAGGGUAGCCGCUCUCGAUGCGUUCAGCAGCAUCCAGAACCCUCUGAACACCGACGACUCAGAAUCGCCAUUGGAGACGGUCUACUCGGGAAGUAGCAGAGAGGGCUCUUCAAUUCCGAGCGAUUCCGAUGAUAACGACUGGGCAAAGCAAUUGGGUUGGGAUUGGGACAAAGUUUCCAAAGACGUCAUGGAUAGCAUUGAUUGGAAGAAGAGUGCGCGAAAUGUGAAGGACGAUCCUAACGCACCCAAGCCGCUGAGACCGCCGCCUCAGAAAGACAACUUCAACGGGGUGUUCAGCUACGUCGAGUAUAUUCCCGCAUGGACCUCCCCGAAGUUCGAUCCCAACAAAGAAUAUUUCGGCGUCGAGGGGCAGGAUGAGGUCACCUUUCAGCGGUGGAGGUCUAGCUUCUGGGCUCGCCUUCGACCUGCUCAAGCAAUGCUUGACUCUUUCUACAACCCUACAGCUAUGGCGAAGCGUUAUGGCAUAUAUCCCAACAGACAGGAUGGCAGGUCAAGACUGUCGCCUGUCGACUCGGUGUCCAGAAAGGUACAGUUGGACAGGCCGAUCUCGAUGCCAAACGGUACAUCAAAGACCUUUGUGGACAUGCAGUUCUACAAGUGGGUUCACGAUCAUGAGUAUUUGAGUCAAGAGAAUGCGCCCAACGUAGCCGCUGGGCAGAGUUUCGAGCGUUUCCUGGUCGAGCGGUCAAGAGCCGGUGACAAUGCGCAGCAGCAAAAUUAUUCUGAGGUUUACGAGAAGCUCUUACUACUUCACAAGCAGAUCCUAGACGACCAGGAGUAUCAGAGAGCCUACUUUAAAGAGUUCACCACUGAUGAGUUACUCACUCAGAAUGUCCUUCAAUUUCGAGACGACAUUGAGUACGACCUCCAAGGCGCUUUGCACCCGUUUCUCAGGCGGCAAAAGUGGGUUACAACAGAGGAUCGAGGCGACGAUAUAACCACACCAAAAUUGUUGUGGUCUUUUGGCGGGAACCGAGGGGAAUGGUCAGCGCAUGACGAUACUGUCUGGGCCGCCCUCCAGCCAGCAUUACAAGUUGUGACUCGCUUCCUAGAGAUGGAUGCGCCUGUUUUCAGCAGCCUGAUGGACUACCGUAGCCAGCGGCCUGUCAACCAACAAGUUAUCUUGAACGGCCUAGCCGUUGGCUGGAGGGAACGCAUCGCGUGGUUCGCACAUGUGGACCCGAGCAAAACCUGGGAAUGUCUUGCAAAGCUCCACGACCUAGGAUUCAACUCGGUAGACUGGGUCCAAACCAUUUUGCAGGAGCGCCUGGAGUUAGUUGUGGGCUCGGCGUAUCGCGACCAAGAUGGCAGAUGCAGCUCAAGACAUUUUGCCUGGACCAACUUAGAGGGGGUAAAUUAUGUCGCAAAUCAGUUCAAGACGCUGAGCCCCAGCUGGAGAAUCAGAAUUGAAGUUGCCGCCGAAGUUAUGUGGCCACUUCUGUCAGCAGACUUCACCAAGGCGGAGAAGUUGACCUGCUCAUUUGCCAUAGCCGCCACCAUCUUUCACGAGCUUGCACAUGCUGUUUCAAUUGCGCUGGAGACCAUGCGUUGCUACCCAUUGUUAUUCUCCCGCAAAGAAAACGAAGAGGAUUCACGCAUCUCACGCGAGGUACAUCAGCAACUCGAAAUUGCCGCUCAAGAGAUGCCCGGGGAGGGCAACGAGCCUUUCUUUGAGCAUCAAACGGAGGCUGAAGCGGGAUUUGCCGUCGAAAACGAGGUAUUUGGAGGCACUGUUUUCCCCAUCUUUCACCACUCGGGAAGCAAUACUCCCGACAACUUCGGCAUUCUCACUACCGCACUCAGCUUGGCAAGUUUUCCUGCACCCCGCCCGGUUGAAGUAAACAGCUUUAGCAUAAAUAUGAUGCCAGACUGGGUACCGCCUGUGCUCGACAUUCAAACACCAAUCCCCUACGACAUGACGGCCCGGUUCUUUACCCAGAGGUUUUGGGCUGUGGACUACAAAAGAUUUGGCGUCGAGACGCUAAAGCUGUACCCGGAAGGCAGAAUCACCAAAAGCGCGGCUCCACAGAUGGGGAUGAACAUGGUAGCCUCCCUGGCGCAAAUCUUUGGAAAAAAGAGAGCAGAAUGGAUGACCAGAGCUCUCCGCGAGCUGAACAACAGGGGCUUCGUGACCAUCGCAGACUAUCUCGACGAGGUGUGCAGACAGUACGUCUUGCCCAAGGUCACGCGACGGAACUGGUACCUUGAGAGUCAGAGAUGGCCAAUAGAUAUUGCGAGGGUUCAAGACUGUCUGGAUGGUGUGAGGGUAACGGGAAACAACUUCUUGGUUACUUUUACUAAGCUGACGGGGGAUGAGGAUCAAAAGCGUCAAGAUGUCAGGAACCUCAUUGCCAUGGCACAACAGCAUGGGACAGCAGCACCAGCAGUCAGCUUCGAAGCAUGCCUUGGACACUACAUGGAACAGCUUACAAGGUCUACGGAUAGGACUUUCUCGGCUUUCCUAGCGUGGCUCAAGGCUCUGGAGCGUGUCAUGGCCUUGCGGUUGCAACAUUCACAGUUUCUCAUCCGGUCGUACUUGCAGCUUGACUUCUCUGAUCGAUGCACCGUCACUGAGGGGAGAGGAAAGUUGCUGCGCGGACACAUGAGAAAGAUGGUCACCAGGCCAUACAACAAGGUCAAGAUUUGUUUAAUGGCAACGGUAAAAUUCAUACAGUCGCGGCUCGACCCUGGGGCGGCAAAUAAAUACGUUGAAGAGCUCGAGGCGUCCUAUGGACACUUGAUGGCUAUUUACCAGAUGACAAAAGAGACGAUGGAUUAUCUGAAGCCGGUAAACGAACACUUAAACGUCGGCGGCGCAGGGGUGAACUUAGCUUAUUUACCGUCAAGCACCUUCGACCCAGCGGCGCGUGCGGAGCGUGUCAGACCAUUGGCCAUGGCAGAUUUGGAGUUUGUAAAACCCGACGAAGUCAAGCAGAUUGUGAGAGUUUUCGAGACCAUAUUCCGGGCCCAAGAUGGGAAAGAGAUCCUCCGCAAGGAUCAGGCCACCCUGGACGAUAAACUCGCCGAACUAAAUAAUCUUCUCGUCGCGGGCUCGCAAGAUGCUGGUGGUGAUGCGCAACCUAGGCCUCCAAGAGAUCCGAGGUCGGGCCCUGGUCGGGGUCAGCGUGGCGCGGCGAACAUUUUCAACUUGAGUCGCAAGAGCAGAGGUAGCUCGCGGGUGACCAAACAGAACACUGCUACGCCAAAGAAGCCCCAAACCACUGUUAGCAGGUUGUUCAACCAGAACUCAGGUGGAAAUUCAAGGAGGACCCUACACACCUUCGAAAAGUUCACUCCUCUGCCACCUGCACCCACCAGCACGGCCUCAGCUCAGGCCGCCUCGCAGUUUACUCAGUACGCACCCGCCAACACGACCAUGAGGGGCUUCCCCACACAGACGCCAGGGCAGCCACCCGCAUUCGCCGCGGCCGCACCACCGGGAAACCCUUCCAACACCACGGGGCAGCAGCAGCCACAGCGCUUCCCGCUCUUUCCGCACCCGUUCGCAGACCAAACGACUAUCGACUAUGACCUGACGCCGGAGGAGCGGAACUGGGCCACCCAGAUCGCACAGGCGCAGCUGCCCAACGACAUGCGGUCCUACCGCGAGCAAAUUGCCGAGAUGCUCGAGUUCGACAGCGCCGACGCCGCGUCGGCCCUCAUGGCUAUGGCGUCGCUCGGCCCGCCCUCGCAGGACGGCGGGGUCGACAACAGGCGCCAGGCGCUGGCAGUCCACGCAGCCGUCAAUCAGGCCGUUGACGCGACGCUGCCUGCCACGGAUGCUGCAGGUCCCGCGGAUCUCACCUCCGCUGCGGCUUCGAUGCGGCCUGUGAAGCUGCUGACGGCCACGUGGGCGGCUGCUUGGACUCCUCGUGUCGCUGCUGCCGAUGCUGCGCCCGUGAAUGUGGUGGAUCAGUUGGCUGAGUACGCGACACGGCGGAUGGUCCAAGAAGUGUCAGAGUCUCAGGACCAGCCGGCUGGUCAAAAUGAUAAUGGCACUGCUGCUGCUGCUGCUGCUGCUAAUCCCCAGGCUGUAGAGGUGGUGAGCUGGACACAAUUAUCGAACGAGGAUCAGAUCAUGAGUGCUAUCAUGCAUGCGAAUGACGAUGAUGCUAUGCAGGUUGACGAUCAGCACGGGGAGGGUCAGUGA
Pyricularia grisea is the source of this 4206-nucleotide messenger RNA. RefSeq lists its product as uncharacterized. NCBI's taxonomy places the organism in Eukaryota, Fungi, Ascomycota, Sordariomycetes, Magnaporthales, Pyriculariaceae. The record is from RefSeq and is a predicted model, not a curated record. The transcript has 7 exons. Bases 1 to 4206 code for a protein of 1401 amino acids.